Messenger RNA from Papilio xuthus (Asian swallowtail), 1003 nucleotides. RefSeq names its product pupal cuticle protein 36a-like. Gene Ontology annotation, cellular component: chitin-based extracellular matrix. The record is from RefSeq and is a predicted model, not a curated record. The transcript is spliced from 4 exons. Bases 73 to 966 code for a protein of 297 amino acids. Gene Ontology annotation, molecular function: structural constituent of chitin-based larval cuticle. Lineage: Eukaryota; Metazoa; Arthropoda; Insecta; Lepidoptera; Papilionidae.
AGAGAUCUUUGAUAGCAUCACUUACUGAUCCAACAUUCGUGAGAUAGCUUGUGAGAAAAAAAAAUAUUCGCAAUGAAAUUGUUCAUCUUAGCUGUUUUCAUCGCUUAUUCAAGCGCGGCGAAGCUCAACAGAGCGUACCUCCCACCAAAUUACGCCCAAACAUCUGGCGGAUCUGGAGAUUUCCUUCAAACACCUCUAUCUAACCCUACGUCAUUCAACAAUUUACAAGGAAACGAUGGAUUCAUUCCUAAAGAUACAAUUGCUCAAUUUGGCAAUGAGUACACUAUUGGAAACACAGCCAAUGGUCGUCAAAACGAUGCCUUUGGUUAUACACGUGCUGAACGACCAAGAGCUGCUUUAGAAAGAAAUGCAGCUAUACUUCGUCAAGCCAAUGAGAACGACGGUGAAAGAUAUUCUUAUGCUUUUGAAACUGAAAAUGGUAUAAUUGCUGAAGAAAAUGGAGUAGCAACGAACGGUGUUGAAGCACAGGGCGGGUACUCGUACACUGGUGACGAUGGACAGGUUUACAGCGUUAGAUACACAGCUGGUCAGAAUGGUUUCGUGCCUGAAGGUGACCAUCUCCCCACCCCUCCCCCGAUCCCGCAAGAGAUCCAGUUGGCUCUGGAACAAAACGCCCGCGAUGAAGCUGCAGGAAUCUAUGACGACGGCUCUUACAAUGAAAAUAAAUACGGCAAUGACAACGGCUACGCAACUCCCAACUUGGUCCUGCCAAUUUCUAACAUCAAUAACGAAGAUUCAAUUGUCGUCAAUUCCGCUACCAACACUGAUGCUUUCCAACCUGGAUUCGGUAGACAAAACCAAGAGUCGGUAUUUAACCAGCAAAAUGGAAUAAACAAGGCUUAUCUACCUCCUAUUUCUGAGCAAAGGUCUUCAGGAAAACUCGGAGGCUUCGGCAUCAGGAAUCGCCAGCCCACUUUCAACUCUAGAAAUGGAUACAAUUAUUAAACGAUUUGAUUUUACGUGAAACUAUAAAUAUAUUUAU